AUGCGGUGGACUGGCGAGCAUCGUGGUUUCGUAGUCGAAACGUUUUUUAAAAAUAAGGAUAGUGUUGUGGCGACCCAGCGUGCAUUUCGAAGACGGUUUGGUUUGAAUCGUCAUGAUAGUGUUCCCGAUGCUAAAACCAUAAGGAAAUGGAUUACAAGUGUACGGGCGACCGGAUCUGCACUGCCUAGAAAACCAGUCGGACAACCAAAGAGUGUGAGGACACCAGAGAACAUAAUGGCGGUGAGAGCGUCUAUUGAACAAUCUCCAUCGCGCUCUGCGCGGAAACAUGCUGCUGCUCUUGGAAUGUCGGCCAGAACGUUGAGGCGAAUUUUACACUCAGACCUUAAUUUACACCCGUAUAAGAUGAUGGUUGUUCAAGAAUUGACGCCAGCAGAUUUUGUUAAACGUACAGAUGCUUGCAAUGCAAUACUGGCUUCUUUACAACCCGGCACUAUUCUGUGGUCUAGUGAUGAGGCACAUUUUCACCUCUCAGGCACAGUAAAUAAACAAAAUUUUCGUUACUGGGCAGCUGAAAACCCACGAACUCUUCACCAAAUACCUCUUCAUUCUCCAAAAGUGACUGUGUGGUGUGCUGUGUCCUCCAAAGGCAUAAUUGGCCCCUACUUUUUUGAAUCGGAAGGUGCAACCGUUACUGUGAACGCUGUGCGCUAUUGUCAGAUGUUGGAGAACUUUUUCUUCCCCAGAAUUGAAGAGCAUGGUGAGGAAAAUAAUAUGGAAGCCUUUUGGUUUCAACAGGAUGGUGCCACGGCUCAUACCGCCCGUCGCUCUCGCCAACUUCUGCAAGAACGGUUUCCCGACCGCUUGAUCUCAUUACGAGGGGAUGUUUCAUGGCCCGCUCGCUCCCCCGAUCUAAGCCCAUGUGAUUAUUUUCUUUGGGGUUACCUCAAAUCUGAGGUUUACAAAGUUCGACCAAGGACCUUGGAAGCCCUUAAGGAAGCAAUUGUUGACGUUAUCACUGGAAUAACGCCAGAAAUGCUGCGUAGAGUUUUUGAAAACUUCAUUGAACGGCUGAAUAUGUGCAUCGCUCGUCAAGGUCGUCACCUGGACGAUAUCAUUUUCAAAACUUAA
Messenger RNA from Macrosteles quadrilineatus (aster leafhopper), 1089 nucleotides. RefSeq names its product mariner Mos1 transposase. The record is from RefSeq and is a predicted model, not a curated record. The transcript has a single exon. Gene Ontology annotation, molecular function: nucleic acid binding. Bases 1 to 1089 code for a protein of 362 amino acids. NCBI's taxonomy places the organism in Eukaryota, Metazoa, Arthropoda, Insecta, Hemiptera, Cicadellidae.